AUGAAUGGUAAUUUUGUAGAACAUAAAACUGACAAAUUUGAUAAUAAUGCUAGGAUUUAUGGUGUAGAGGAUCGAAUUGAAUUUAUUUUGGGAGAUUAUUUUAAAUUAAUUCCUACCCUUAAGGCAGAUGUAGUGUUUCUAAGUCCACCUUGGGGAGAAAAAAUAUAUAAAGAAACUACCAAAAUAACCAAGAAUAUAGCAUACUAUGUUCCUCGCAAUGUAGAUCCACAACAGUUGGCAGAUUUUAUGGGGCGUGGUAAUGUAUGUGAAUUACAAAAAGUAUUUGUGAAUAGUAAAUUUGUAGCAGCUGUAGGAUAUUUUGGCAAUCUGAUGUGUAAAGAUGAUGAAUAUAAUGAAGGAAAAUAG
Molecule: messenger RNA, 366 nt
Organism: Entrophospora sp. SA101
Lineage: Eukaryota; Fungi; Glomeromycota; Glomeromycetes; Entrophosporales; Entrophosporaceae
Source: the annotation of a GenBank genome assembly